This is a messenger RNA of Kwoniella shivajii, 1296 nucleotides long. RefSeq names its product acetate kinase. Gene Ontology annotation, molecular function: acetate kinase activity. Bases 1 to 1296 code for a protein of 431 amino acids. Gene Ontology annotation, biological process: acetate metabolic process; phosphorylation. The transcript is spliced from 8 exons. Lineage: Eukaryota; Fungi; Basidiomycota; Tremellomycetes; Tremellales; Cryptococcaceae. The record is from RefSeq and is a predicted model, not a curated record.
AUGUCAUAUCUCCUGGCCAUCAAUUGCGGUUCCUCUUCCAUCAAGGGAAAAUUGUUCCGUAUACCAAAAUCGAAAUCAGAUCCAUUGGAAUUCCAAUCCGCUUUGGAAGUAGUUAAUAUUGGAUCAAAAGAUGACAAAGUAAAGAUCAAGAUUACAUGGGAAGAAGGUAAAGGUGAUAAUCUAACAGAAGAAGGAAAGAAUGGUGAUGAUGUCGACUAUGAAUCCCUGAUUCCUUUCUUACUUGACCAUCUGACUUCUUCUGGUAAUCUUCAAAAGGAAGAUAUCAAAUAUGUCACCCACAGAAUCGUGCACGGCGGUAUUCAUACCAAAGGAAUAACGGUGACGAAGGAACACGAAGAAGCACUCGAGGAAAUGGAUAAGUUGUCUGAAUUCGCUCCUCUCCACAAUCACCAUGCUGUUGUUGCAGUACGAUCGUGUUUGGAUGCUUUACCUCAUCAUACUUCGUUGAUGGUAUUUGACACCCUAUUCCACGCUUCUCUCCCAGAAGAAGUAUACACAUACGCUCUUCCUCCUCCGGACAGGGAACUUGCUAUGCCUUUGAGAAAAUACGGAUUCCACGGUCUAUCAUACGCUUCAAUCGUUCAAUCUAUGGCUGAGAAAUUAGGAAAGAAAGUAGAAGACGUUAAUAUUGUCGUGGCACACUUGGGAAGUGGUGCUUCAGCAUGCUGUAUCAAAGGAGGACAGUCGAUUGAUACUACCAUGGGUCUCACGCCUCUCGAAGGGCUAAUUGGCGGUACCAGAUCAGGCACUAUCGAUCCAACAGCGAUCUUCCAUCUAACUGCAAAUCCCGCAGAGGGAGUAGACUUUAAGGAUUACACCGUUUCCAAAGCGGAAAUACUGCUAAAUAAAAAAUCUGGUCUUUCCGCUUUGGCAGGAACUACAAAUUUCGGUACUAUCAUCUCUCGACUUUCUCCUUCAAACUGCAGUAAGGAGGAACACGAAAAAGCUGUCUUAGCCUACAAUGUAUAUAUGGACAGACUGUUGAAUUACAUUUCAUCAUACUUAUUCAAGCUUAUUUCCACAACGGCAAUAGAGAAGAUUGACGGAUUAGUGUUCUCAGGCGGUAUAGGCGAGAAGGGUUCGAAGCUGCGUGAGGAUGUAUUGGAGAAACUAAAAUGGCUCGGUGCGGAAGUGGACAAACAGAAGAACGACGGAAAACACACAGGAAAAGUCACCGAGAUAACCACGGGACCAAGUAAAUUGAGAGGAUGGGUGGUUGAAACCGAUGAAGAGGGCUGGUCAGCCAAAUUGGCGAGAGAUGAAUUUGAUUUUUAG